UUCUUUCGUUCAAUCCAAGGUUUACCAGAAAUUGUAAAAAUGAGCAAUGAAAACGAUGAUCUGUCUCCACAAAGACGUGCCCCUCGUUUGAAUGAGAGGAUCCUAUCAUCUAUAUCCAGGAGGUCUGUUGCUGCUCAUCCUUGGCACGACCUUGAGAUAGGACCUGAAGCUCCAAGUGUUUUCAAUGUUGUCAUUGAGAUUUCAAAAGGAAGCAAAGUCAAAUAUGAGCUGGACAAGAAAACCGGUCUUAUUAAGGUUGAUCGCAUCCUAUACUCUUCAGUGGUUUACCCUCAAAACUAUGGCUUCAUUCCCCGAACACUCUGUGAAGAUAAUGACCCAAUGGAUGUAUUAGUCCUCAUGCAGGAACCUGUCCUUCCAGGUUGUUUCCUUCGAGCUAGGGCGAUAGGUCUGAUGCCUAUGAUUGAUCAGGGAGAGAAAGAUGACAAGAUCAUAGCAGUGUGUGCUGAUGAUCCAGAAUAUCGCCACUACACUGAUAUAAAGCAGCUCCCCCCUCACCGCCUGGCUGAAAUUCGCCGCUUUUUUGAAGACUACAAGAAGAAUGAAAACAAAGACGUUGCUGUUGACGAUUUCCUGCCUCCAAGUUCUGCUGUCAAUGCCAUUCAGUACUCCAUGGAUCUGUAUGCUGAAUACAUAUUACACAGCUUGAGGAAGUAGGUACAAUGGGACACAUAUAAACAGAGUAUCUAUAGGUACAAUGGGAAAUGAAGACUGUAACAAGUUAUCUUAAUGAUUUGCCAUCAUAUUGUUUUUUUUUGUACUGCUAUUUUCUCUUUGUUGAAUUUUUGUGUUGUAUGAUGUUAUGACUUAGCAAGGGUUUAUCCCUUGCUGCUCUAAAUUUGUACUGUUUUAAUUAUGUUGACAUUCACUAUUGCUA
This is a messenger RNA of Solanum verrucosum, 895 nucleotides long. RefSeq names its product soluble inorganic pyrophosphatase PPA1. The record is from RefSeq and is a predicted model, not a curated record. The coding region runs from base 40 to 675 and encodes 211 amino acids. Lineage: Eukaryota; Viridiplantae; Streptophyta; Magnoliopsida; Solanales; Solanaceae. Gene Ontology annotation, cellular component: cytoplasm. Gene Ontology annotation, molecular function: inorganic diphosphate phosphatase activity; magnesium ion binding. The transcript is spliced from 9 exons. Gene Ontology annotation, biological process: phosphate-containing compound metabolic process.